UGACGCCUCUCUCAUAGAAUACACACAGUGGUGAGUGUUUGAGGAGAGAAAGAAAAAUGUCAGGCGGGCUCAAUCGAUCCUCGAGUGGUCCUACAAAGAAUAUCCUCCCUCCUCAGGAACUUCUCGACGAUCUCUGCAGUCGGUUUGUUCUAAAUGUUCCCAAGGAAGACCAGCAGUCUUUUGAGAGGAUUUUGUUUCUAGUGGAAUACGCGCACUGGUUUUAUGAAGAUAACUCUGUUGAAAAGAACCCAUCACUGAAGUCAUUGACUUUGAAGGAAUUUACUACCUUAUUGUUUAACAAUUGUGAUGUUCUCAAACCAUAUGUACCUCAUAUAGAUGACAUAUUUAAGGACUUCACAUCCUAUAAAUUUCGAGUUCCAGUGACCGGGGCCAUUAUUCUUGAUGAGACUUAUGAACGGUGCUUGCUAGUCAAAGGCUGGAAAGGAAGUAGUUGGAGCUUUCCUCGUGGAAAGAAGAACAAAGACGAGGAAGAUCAUAAGUGUGCCAUUAGAGAAGUAUUAGAGGAAACAGGUUUUGAUGUUUCAGAACUCCUUAAUGAAGACGACCACAUUGAAAUGAUUUUUGGACAGCAGAGAGUGAGGCUAUACAUUGUUUCUGGGGUGAAAGAGGACACUUAUUUUGCUCCACAAACUAAGAAAGAGAUAAGUGAAAUUGCAUGGCAGCGGCUUGAUGAGCUUCAAUCAGCGAGUGGUGAUGUCAUAUCUCGUGGGGUCACUGGGCUCAAGCUCUAUAUGGUUGCUCCCUUUUUGGCAUCUUUGAAGUCAUGGAUCUCAAAGCAUCCCCCUCAAGUAGCAACUAUGUAUAACAAACCUCCAAAAGUUACCGUAUGGAAGGCUAAAAACAGUAAUGGUGGAAUCCCAUCAAUAGCAGGCGAGCGCCAGCCAAGUAAAACUAUACCCGAUGUGCACCUUCCUGAAGCUCAACCAGUGAGCACCUUCAGAAACUUCCGAUUUGAUACUGGUCCGAUCCUGCAAGCUGUGGACACUGCAUUCUCUAACUGAACGGUGAACAAAUUGACCCCCCGGUUGUAAAGCAUUUUCGUGCACAUAUUGAAGACCCAGUGACCCCUUUCGUGGUGAAAUCCAUAUAUCGGUAACGUAGUUGCUGUAUAUCUCUGUGUGGAAUGAAAAUUUAAACUGUGUAUGUACAUUUCUGUACAUAGAGACCUGUUGAUGAGAGAUUAGGUGAGUGAGUAAAGAGUGAGAGUUUGCUUAUUGCCUUCCCUAAUCUCUUUCUUAGUGUAUUUGGUCCAUUUGUUCCUUACUAAGUUGGACUCUUUUAUGAAGUAAAGUGUGGACUUAUAACUA
Salvia hispanica is the source of this 1328-nucleotide messenger RNA. Its product is annotated as mRNA-decapping enzyme subunit 2-like. Lineage: Eukaryota; Viridiplantae; Streptophyta; Magnoliopsida; Lamiales; Lamiaceae. The record is from RefSeq and is a predicted model, not a curated record. Gene Ontology annotation, biological process: nuclear-transcribed mRNA catabolic process, nonsense-mediated decay; deadenylation-dependent decapping of nuclear-transcribed mRNA. Gene Ontology annotation, cellular component: cytoplasm. Gene Ontology annotation, molecular function: RNA binding; 5'-(N(7)-methylguanosine 5'-triphospho)-[mRNA] hydrolase activity; manganese ion binding.